CACACACAUGCUUUCUCUGACUGUGUAGUGCUUGGCCACACAGACAUUAUUCUUUAUGCAGUAACAGGUAGACAUCAUCUCUGUGCUGCUCAGAGGAGAGCAGAAGAGGGACCGGCGUUUUGGCUUCUUUUUUUUUUUUUAUAUGUGCGAAGUAAACUGUGAGAAAAGAAGCACAGGUGGAACAGGAGGAUAAGAGGAAGAAGAGGAAGGGGUCUUAGCUUCACCCCCUCUAAUGCUCCACUUGACAUCAUGCUGCUCUGUGUGGAUUUGGUCCUCAGGGGAAAAUCCUUAAAAUGAUGGAAGACAACAAACAGCUGGCACAGAGGAUUGAUGGGGCCAUCAAGUCCGCCAGUCAGGAAGUGACCAACCUCCGCUCCGAGCUCUCUGCCACCAGCCGCAGACUGGCAGAGCUGGGUGCCAGCAGCCCCCCUGCCUUGGAGAACCACCACCAGCACAACCACCACGAUGACAGCCUCCACUACCGGGAUCCAUCAGUGCAUCACAGACAGAAGACAGUGGUAACAGACAUGUGCUACCCGACAGAGAUAUCCAGCCUGAUGGACUUUGGCACACCAGACUGCUCACUAGGCAAAGUGUUGUUGCGUGAGGAGGUGGCCCAGCUUCAAGAGGAGGUCCACCUGCUCAGGCAAAUGAAGGACAUGUUAAGUAAGGACCUGGAAGAGACCCAAGGAGGCUGCUCUGCCAAUCUGCUCUCAGCCACCGAGCUCCGUGUGCAGCUGGGUGACAAGGAGCAGGAGUUGGACCGUGCCAAGGAGGCCUUACAAGCUAUGAAAGCUGACCGUAAGCGUCUAAAAGUGGAGAAGGCAGACUUAGUGAGUCAGAUGCAGCAGCUGUACACAACACUGGAGAGCAGAGAAGACCAGCUGCGAGAAUUCAUACGCAACUAUGACCAACACCGAAAGGAGAGUGAGGAUGCAGUGAAAGCCCUGGCCAAGGAGAAGGACAUGCUGGAGAGAGAGAAGUGGGACCUGAGGAGGCAGACCAAAGAAGCCACAGAACAGGCCAACAUACUGCGUUCUCAGAUGGACAUGAAGGAGAACAGGGUCAAAGAACUGGAGGCCGAGCUCACCAUGGCAAAGCAGUCUUUGGCCACUCUAACAAAAGAUGUACCGAAGCGCCACUCAUUGGCCAUGCCUACAGAGCCCGUGGUGAAUGGCAGUCAGGAGUGGGUGAUGCAGGCCGACCUGCCGCUUACUGCCGCCAUCCGUCAGAGCCAGCAGACCCUCUACCACGGACACACCACGGACAGACAGGCUGUGGUCAGGAUCAGCCCCUGCCACUCUCGCCAGCCCUCAGUCAUCUCUGACGCCUCGGCGGCCGAUGGGGACCGCUCAUCCACGCCCAGCGACAUCAACUCACCUCGUCACCGGACCCAUUCCCUCUGCAAUUCCAUGGAGGACCUGGAGGACCAGAAGCGUAAGAAGAAGAAGGAGAAGAUGACUCUGGGAUCCCUGUCACGGGUGUUCGCUCGGGGCAAGCAGCGCAAGUCAAUGGACCCCGGCCUGUUUGAUGGUACAGCCACCCCUGAUUAUUACAUAGAGGAGGAUGCCGACUGGUGAUGCUGAGAGCGUGAACGUGUGUGUGUGCGUGUGUGAAAUUUGUGUGGAUAUCCACACAAUGGCUUUAACUGUGUGUAAUGAGUGUGUGUGUGGGUAUGUCUGGAGGGGGGAGGGAGGAUUUUAAAAGAAUAGCCUAAAUGAGACUGCUAUGCCCAUAAAUGUACAGUAUAUUACUCUUAAAUUGUAUGUUUGUAAAUUAGAUAUAUAUUUAUAGAUGUACAUGUAUGCAUAUGUAUAUAUGUUUACAUGCAUAUAAAUAUAUACAUGGGGUUAUAAUUAUGUGUAGACAUGUUUAUGCUGUAUUAUCUUCAAAAUGUCUUAAUGUUUUAUGUUUUUUUUUAUAACUGGAGACUUGAAGGACUGCUGUUCAUAUGUAAAUAGGAGUUAUUGUGAAACUAGUGUUUUUACUGUAAAUGUCAUUUGGCUUUUGUUACUUUACAGUUGCUUUUAUCAUGCUUUGCAACAUUGAUUUCAUAGUUUCUUCUUGUUUCCAAUCUUACUUGGCCCAUUUCUCUCCAUAUAGGAGGGGAUAUUCCCUGAUUGGCUUGAAAAAUGAAUCUCUUGGAGGUUUAUUGGCCAAAUUCUGUUGUUUCUAACCGCUUGCUGAUAUAAAAAAUAGUACUUUGUUUGAGAGAUAUUGCUGGUGCAGGAUUGUCAUCUUGAUCAUUUUAUACAUUGUGGCUCACAGUAUUUGCUGAUAAAACAUAUCACAAUGCGGGCAGCCGGGAGUUGAGGUCUCCUCAUCCAUUUUAUGCUAAAAACUAUAUUCUCAGUUACUAUAAUUAAUGACUGGCUAGCAAGGGUCUUAGAGUCAGUCUUCCCUAAGAAAAUGUAAUUGUACAGACCUGAAUGCACAAACAAAAAAUUACAGUGAUGCAUAUUCAGGCACACCUCUCGCCUGCUGUUGAAACCAUGUGCAAGUGCCAAAGGUUAAAUGUCAUCUUUAGAAAAUCUGCGUAUCAUUCUGUCACUGUUAGCGCUAGCCUCGUAACAUUGUUUGUCUGACUCAUUUCUUACUGAGAGCUAUCUAACAUGUGCCAACAUGUGACAAAGGAAUGUGCAUGAUCCCUCUGUGUUGCUUUGAUUAGAUGUUCAUUCAUUGCCAACCAAAUUAAUAAUCUCCACAAUCCUGUGUUGCUCCUGUGUUGCCUUUUCCCUUUUAUCGAGUUAUCUUUCCUUGCAUUAUGAAUGCACGGUCCCUCUUAUUUAUUUAUUCUUUUUUUUUGUUGCUGUUUUUGUUUUGCUUUCUGUAGAAUCCCUCCUCAUUUAUUGCAAAUGUGGCUCUAAUAAUUAUAUGUCAAAUGCUUUGUAAUUUAGGAGAUGUUCCAUAAAAGAUUAAAAUUUAUUGAAGUAUUUUAUUUAAAAAAUAAGACAAACAAGACUUAAUUUCAAAUAUUUAUCUGCUGCAGCUGUUGCAGCCAGAUGUUGAGGAGGUUUUAGCAUUUUCAAAAUGAAUUAUAAUUGAAAUGAAAUCUUAUUUUAAAAAUAAAACUAGUAACUGAAUACAUCCUAUGUGGCAGUUUUCUGUUCCAUGAGUAAUCUUGUUCUUGUGUCCCAGUCUAACGUGUCUCUCCCUCUCCUCCUGCCAUUUCUAAUGGCAACUCUCUCCUGCCAGUGAGUAACUCCUCAUCUGUGAUUACCAGCUGUCUGUUUCUGCACUCUGGGGAUUAUUCAUAUCACUCAGGUCCAUUGGAAAAACAAUCAAGUUUGUGUCAUUUAUUUUGUGGAAACUCUUUUAAAAGAGAUGGUGGACUUUGCAUGCAGCAUUUCUGUCAGCAUGUGGGGACGAAUCAGGUAAACACACAGAGUUCAUCCUGGAUUCGUCGGUUCAGUGUGAAUCCAUGUUUUCCUGUGGUUGAGAUGAGCGGUUAAUGGGCAGAAGCAUGAUGUUUUAUGAAUAAUCCCUGUGUCUCUAAUACAUUAUCCUAAUGGUCUGAAGUCCCCUCAUGAUCAUCAGAUACCUCGUAUUUUAACAACUUUACUAAACACAGUACUGUAGUAUUACAAGUUAAGGGACUGCUAUACUCUCAUGAAGAAAUAAAUGAAAUAAUAUUUAUUUAAACCUUCUAAUAUAGUCUAGUUCAUUCAAAGACACAGGAAGUGUAGCUCCAGUGAAUUAUUUUGGCUCCAUCUAGUGGCCAUGUAGUGCAAUUGCCAAACAUUUUAUGUGAAUAUUGGUAAAAGGAAAGGGUUAAAACUAUUUUCCAUGCAGUUGACUAAUGACUCUGACUUGAUUGAUGUUAGUAAACACAAGAAGGAGCCAUAAAGGCAUAUUUCUGUUGUUGCUAUACAACAGAGAUUCUGGCAUUUAGUAUAACAUCCAGUUUCUUGCUUGGUAUGGUUACACACUGAUGUGGAGGUGUAUUUUUGAUGCAAAUACCCUCCAUUUCUGAUGUUACUCUGUCUCUAGAUGAGUCAUUUUUUUGAUUUCCAUAUCCCUCUGACCCUGAACCCCCUCCUGUAUGCCACACCAUAACUUCUCCUGACC
Messenger RNA from Morone saxatilis (striped sea-bass), 4068 nucleotides. It is a transcript of the gene kaznb, whose product is annotated as kazrin, periplakin interacting protein b. The coding region runs from base 294 to 1580 and encodes 428 amino acids. The transcript is spliced from 8 exons. Lineage: Eukaryota; Metazoa; Chordata; Actinopteri; Moronidae. Gene Ontology annotation, molecular function: protein binding. The record is from RefSeq and is a predicted model, not a curated record.